CGCCGUGUCCUCGCCAUGGCCGGCAACGGGGCCCCGGGGUCCGGCCCCGCGCUGGCGGAGGAGGAGGAUGAGGAGGAGGAGCCGGCGCUGGGCUGCGAUGGCGACCUGGAGGUGAACCCCUACGAUGGGCUCCCCUUCUCCUCCCGCUACUACGAGCUGCUGCGGCAGCGCCGGGACCUGCCCGUCUGGAGCACCAAGUACAGCUUCAUGGAGCACUUGGAGGGCACCAGCGGCAUCAUCCUGGUGUCCGGGCCCGCGGGCACCGGCAAGAGCACGCAGAUCCCGCAGUGGUGCGCGGAGUACGCCCUGUCCCUGCAGUUCGCCCAUGGGCUGGUGGCCUGCACCCAGCCCCACAGCCUGGCCGCCCUCAGCCUCUCCCUGCGCGUGGCGGACGAGAUGGACCUGAACCUGGGCCACGAGGUGGGCUACUGCGUGCCCCACGAGGACUGCUGCAGCAGCGACACCAUCCUCAGGUACUGCUCGGACGAGAUGCUGCUGCGGGAGAUGACGUCGGACCCGCUGCUGCGGCAGUACGGGGUGCUGGUGCUGGACGAGGCGCAGGAGCGCACGCUGCCCACGGACGCGCUGCUGGGGCUGCUCAGGGACGUGCUGGGCCAGCGCCCCGCGCUCAAGGUGGUGGUGGUCACCUCGCUGGCCAUGGAGGAGCGGCUCCGCGCCUUCUGCGGGGACCCCCCCGUGGUGCGGGUGCCGGCGCGCGGGGAGCCCCCGCUGCUGCUGUACCGGGAGCCGCCGGGGCAGGGCCGCGUGGCCGCUGCGUGCCAGGCGGUGCUGGACAUCCACCGGCGGCAGGAGCAGGGGCACGUCCUGCUCUUCAUGGCCAGCGAGCAGGAGAUCACCGAGGCCUGCAUUGCCCUGCGGAGGGAGGCGGCCGCGCUGCCCCCGGGCCUGGGCCCGCUGCUGGUGCUGCCGCUGCACCCGGGCCUGGGCCGCGCCGCACAGGGCAUCUACGAGGGGCUGGAGGAGGGCGGCCGCGGGCGCCGCGUCCUCGUCAGCCAGGGGCUGGCCGAGGCCUCCUUCUCCAUGGGCGGCGUCCGCUUCGUCAUCGACAGCGGGCUGGAGCUGCGCAGUGUCUACAACCCCCGCAUCCGCGCAGAGUCCCAGGUCCUGCGGCCCAUCAGCAAGAGCCAGGCCCAGUCCCGCAUGGAGCGCGCCACCGGUACCCCCCCCGGUGAGAGCUCAACAGCACCUGAACAGGGGGGCUCCGGUGCUGGGGGGGCUCCAGUGCUGGGGGGGCUGCG
Molecule: messenger RNA, 1259 nt
Organism: Neopsephotus bourkii (Bourke's parrot)
Lineage: Eukaryota; Metazoa; Chordata; Aves; Psittaciformes; Psittacidae
Product: ATP-dependent RNA helicase DQX1-like
Exons: 5
Cellular component (GO): spliceosomal complex; intracellular anatomical structure
Molecular function (GO): RNA binding; ATP hydrolysis activity
Source: RefSeq, a predicted model, not a curated record